Molecule: messenger RNA, 402 nt
Organism: Menidia menidia (Atlantic silverside)
Lineage: Eukaryota; Metazoa; Chordata; Actinopteri; Atheriniformes; Atherinopsidae
Source: the annotation of a GenBank genome assembly
AUGGCCGCAGACGGCAGCAGCUCCACCUGCCCCGGUUGGACCGCUCCCCUGGGAGGCGGCAGGGUCAUAGAUGCAUAUUUGUAUCUUCUCCUUGAGAAGAGCAAGGUUGUCAGGUCAGACCACAGAAAUAUUGUCGUGAUAGACCCCAAGGGCCGGGAAAACGCUUAUGAAAGAAGACUUCUGCGAAACUGGAGAAACUUUCUGAAAACAAAAAAGGCCAGCCAGAGGGAAUGGAGAGUAAGCUGUCUGCCACAUUUAAAUCACAAGGAUUCCAGCAGUUUCUGGGUCUUGAUUUUGAAAGUGGAAGACUACUGCGUCUCCUGCAACAUGCUGGACCAUGAUGGGAACCAGAAAGUCACUUAUAUGAUACAGUGUGACUUCUGUCCAAGAUCUGUCAAAUGA